AUGUCCUCUCUCUACCGUGUUGACAGUAUAAAGAGCAUGGGAAAAAGAGCGGUAUCCUCCGACCUCACAAGGAAGCUCUCCACCCGUCGAAUCUUAAGCAAGUUUCGAAGGGAUAAACUGAAGCCGAAGCUGAGAAGUUCCAAUGACAAUGAUAAUAGUGAGGGAAGCCUGGGUAGUCCUGAUAAAACAUUGAACAAUUAUCUGGUGUUGAGUGAUGAUGUACAGCUGACAACUCCAGACAUUGAAGGUUAUGCUGCCACUGACAAGCCUGUUGAUAAGGAUACAAUUGAUAAGAAUAUAAAUAAUCCAAUACCCCAUGCUGCUGAACUAGAGAAAGUAGUAAAUCCCGAAGAAACAAUAAAAGUAAAACAACAGGAGGAACUUGCAAAUGAUGUGUCAAAUAAUAUUCCUAUAAACCCUGAAAAUCAGGAAAGACAAGAGGAAAGUGCACCUCUUUUACCCAGAAACACUAACGAUAUUAAAGAUGCCGAAACUUCAAUUGAUGCACAUUCAAUAGAACCAAUUUUACAAUCAACACAGGAUAAUUCUAGAGGCCAGGCAAAACAUACUACGUUAUCUCAUCCUGCAUAUCCUGUCAUCGACGAUACCAUUCUUCUUCUAAGGUCUCCUCAGAGCUACGGGGCCAUAAAUAUAGUUGAUAUACCCGAAUCAUCAAGUUUGGUUGGUAAUCAUAUUCAUGUGGAUGAAGGAAACUCGCUAUUACCAAAACCGGUAACUGCACCUAAUAUUAUUGGGAACCAUUCUCGCAAAUGGCCUACCCGCGGGAAAUGGAUGGCUUCAAUUCUUAUCAUCGUCAUUGCUGGCUUACUAAUCUGGCAAUAUAUCGUCCAUCAAACUCUACUUCUUAUAACUUCAGUGUCAAAUUUUCAAGUGGAUAAUGUGCGGCUACAAAGAAUAGACAAUUCUGGUGUUUGCAUAGCUGCCAAUGGCUCGUUGAACUUCGACUUUGAAGAUCUUCAUGGCUGGAGACGUUGGUAUGGCCAAAUUUUCAGUAGCACUGUGAGAGAAGUUAGUGUUAUUGAGGCUGAGAAGGUUGGUGUGGCGAUAGAGUUGGUCAUUAUUGAUGAUAUUAAUGCUAUAAAUGAAAAUACUUUCAAGGUUGCAGAAUUUCAAUUGACAAAGCCAAUUGCUCUAGACUUUUUAGCAGAUUCUCCAAUGAAUAUUACUAAUCAAUAUAUUGAAAUCAAAGAAACUGAUAUGGCUGGUCUCUUGAGUGCCUUGGGCGACAUAUACAGUGGUAACAACUAUAAAGUUGAUAAUUUGAAAAUGUUGGUCAGUUUGGAUGUUCAGCAAUGUGAUGUUGAGUCAACAAUUUUAGGACUUAAGAUUCGCAAAAAAAUUAGCACUUCUUUGUCUCCUUUAUUGGAAUUAGAUCUUGAAGAAUCGAAACGUUUCUUUGAUAUCAAAAAGUCAGAUAUUAUAGGUAAAACUUUUCCAUUCACUAUAAUUGAUAAUGAUUUACUUUCGGUUGUUGUUGAUGAAUUUUCAAUCACUAGUACCAGUGUGCCCCAAGUUGAAAUAUUAGCUAAUAUUGAGUCAUCUGUGGAUUUUAAGAAAGACAUUGUUGAUUAUAAUGUUGGAUUGAAUGAGAUUUUAUGGUCUGUGAAGAUGCAGAAUUGCCAAGGAAAACUUGUGGAUUUGAUGGCUGUUAAUGUUGGGAAACUUGAGGUGGAAAAAGUGAGUAUGCAUAAAAGAAUUCAUAGCCUACAGAUACAAGUACAAAUUCCAGAAAUUUCUAAUAGUUUGCUUGAGGAUUGUGGUGACCAUUAUUCAAUUCUAAAUUCUUUGCUUAUUAACGUAUUAAAAGACUAUGACCCUCUAGAUGAACUGAUGCUAUUUAUAUCUGCUUCACAUUCCAAUAACCCAGCGUGGCUAAAUUACGUCCUUAGCAAUGUGGAAAUUCCAAUCAGUAUCAAUUUUUUGAAACGCUUUUUUACUAAUAGCAACAACUUCAUGGCUGCCAAGGGAGACUUUAUUAGCAAUUACUUGCUCGAUUUUGAGCUCAGCAAAUCUGAGCUUUAUUUACCAAAACAAGUUUCUGAAAAUGAUAUUAAUCCAGUGUUGACCAGUUUGGAAAGUACCAUUCAAUUUAGAAUACCUGAUUUCAUUGACAGUACACAUAAUAUAAUUGAAUUUCAAGUAGAUUCGUUCUCUGGCGAUUUGGAAAUUUGCCAUUGUGAUUCUGAAAAAGAAAUAGAUAUCCUAGAAGUUGAAUUUAUAAAUAAUCAAUCAUUGAAUAUCGAAUUUGACUAUUUGGUAAACAAGUCAGUAACAAUGAAUUUGCAUUUGACAGAUAACGAGAUAGUAAUUGUUAAUUCCAGUGAUUUGAAUCUAAUUUUAGUGAACGAUUUGCUGACCAUAAGUGAUGGUGAAUCGGAGAUAUUACUUUUUAAUUUUGCCCCCUUAGUGAGCCUUAACAUAAGUAAAUUUGCUCUACUUAAUGGUGGUGAUGAGUUUCAAUUUAAGGAUAUUCCUUUCUCGGUUAACUAUAACCUCAAUACCUCUGAUUUGAUACCCACCGUUGUCAGAAAUCACAAUGUUACGUCUUUGGUAGACUACAUGAUUCAGAAUCUUAUUAUUCACAUCACUGAUAUUGUUUAUAUUUCAUCUACUUCUGAUUCUUUAGUUGUCGCUGUUAAUUUGAAGAUUUUCACUCCCGAUGACUUAUAUGAUGAUCCUUCAAAACAAUAUAGUCUUAUUACGGAUUAUAUAUCCGAAAAAUUGAUUGAUUUGCAUUUUGGUUAUAAUGGAACCAAGCUUGGACAUGCUAUUAUGAAGGAAAUGGACUUUAAUUCUAGUCGGUUGUAUUCAAAUGUCUCGAUAUUGGUUGACCUCAAUCCUUCAUCGUUUGAUGGAGAAGAUGGUUUGGGCAAGAUAAUGGUUAGAGAAUUAUUGAGUAAUUUCAUAUCCAAUGAGUUCCCAAAAAUUGAAAUCUUUGGGCAUUCAGAGAGCUUUCCAUCUUCCAAAAAGAUAUCGGAGGUUCUUGAAGGAGUGAAUAUUAGUUUCCAGUUACCUGAGUAUAAUUGUCCAGUGAGUCCUACGAAUAAGCAUGAGUAUCUACUAUCGACAUUAAAGGAGGAUGAUAAUCGUGGAGAAAGUACAGGCUUAUCAUUAACAAAUGACAUAUGGGAGCACUUUGGAGAUCCAGGAACUUUUGGUAAAAGUCUGCCUGGUGGGUUCAUUAUUAGUGUUACUAUGCACAUUAUGACGUCUGAGAUUGAAUUUGAAGUACACAAUCCAAUUGUGAACUCUUUUGUGGAUGUUCUAAUUUAUUCGGGGAAAGCAAUAUAUCAUGAUGCUAAUGAGGAUGGAACUCCAAUAGAAAUUGAAUUGGCACAUAUUAAGACGAAUACAAUACUAAGAAUACCACCAGGAGUUUAUAGGACACCAAGGUUACCAAUAACUUAUGAAUCUAAAGGCGUUGCUGGAGAUAUUUUACGUAAGGCAAUCAAUGGAAAGCUAGAUAUAGAAAGCAGAGCAGAAUUUCAAUUGAAGAUUGGUGAUUAUGAUAUUGAUAUGGACUAUUCUGGUGAUGGGACUGUUGCGCAAAUAAGAUUAUGA
Molecule: messenger RNA, 3582 nt
Organism: Saccharomycopsis crataegensis
Lineage: Eukaryota; Fungi; Ascomycota; Saccharomycetes; Ascoideales; Saccharomycopsidaceae
Exons: 1
Coding region: 1-3582 (1193 amino acids)
Source: RefSeq, a predicted model, not a curated record